This is a messenger RNA of Lontra canadensis (Northern American river otter), 3917 nucleotides long. RefSeq names its product CRACD like (gene CRACDL). The record is from RefSeq and is a predicted model, not a curated record. Lineage: Eukaryota; Metazoa; Chordata; Mammalia; Carnivora; Mustelidae. The transcript has 10 exons. The coding region runs from base 376 to 3228 and encodes 950 amino acids.
AUGCAAAUGUUGGCUUCUCACCGUCCUCAGUUCUCCGCAGGGAGAAAUCAUCAGACCCACCAUCCUAGGAUGUGGUGCAGAUUCUGGGUGGUCACCACAUAACACCGCCGAUGUCGCUGAUAAUCCGGACGUCGGGUAACACUCUCCGACAUUAGCUUUAUCUCUUCUAGCUGAAGCGUGAAAUUUUCUCGCGUGUAAGCUGUCGUGGCUUCUGUCUCUGCGGGGACGCAGCUCACGUUCAUCUUCCCUCCCUGCCGGAAAAGCUCCUUGCUCUUGGGGGCACAUAGUUCUGGGCUGUGCAAUCAGCCGACCAAGGCUUCCCUGAGGACUCUCCAGCUGAUGAGCUGAGCGACCACCUGAGGCCAUGAGCUGGACAUGAUUUCCACAAGGGUGAUGGAUAUUAAGCUUCGGGAAACUGCCGAAGGCCUUGGGGAGGACAGCACAGGAAAGAAAAAGUCCAAGUUCAAGACAUUUAAGAAGUUCUUUGGGAAAAAGAAGAGAAAGGAAUCGACGUCUUCCACUGGAAAUAGCACCUGGAAACAAAGUCAGGCGAAGAGUGAGGUGAUUGCCAUCGAGUCAGGGCCAGUGGGAUAUGACUCAGAGGAUGAGCUCGAGGAGUCGAGGAGCGCACUGGGUAGCCGGGCCCUGUCGCAUGACAGUAUUUUCAUUCCUGAGUCGGGACAGGAUCCCCCUCGACCUGUGCGGGUAUUUUCCCAAGAAAAUGUGUGCGACCGGAUUAAAGCCCUGCAGCUAAAAAUACAGUGUAAUGUGAAAAUGGGGCCACCACCUCCUCCGGGGGGCCUUCCUGCCAAGCGGGGAGAUGACGCCGGCAUGAGUUCUGAGGAUGACGGUCUACCCAGGAGCCCCCCGGAGAUGUCCUUGCUACCUGACAUCGGUCCUGGCACAACCAUAAAGGUCUCUUUAGUUUCCUCAUCCCGGCCACAGUCUCCAGACCAGCUCUUCUCCAGGCAGGCAAGCGAUGCCGGCAUCUCCCCCCGCACCUCGGACAGCAGCACAGCACCCGUGGCUGAUUUCGAUUACCCUCCAGAAUUCUCCUCCUGCCUGGACAACUCUGCAGCUAAGCACAAGCUCCUGGUUAAGCCUCGCAACCAGCGGUCCAGCAAAAUGAGGCGGCUGUCUUCGCGAGCACAGUCUGAAUCCCUUAGUGAUCUGACCUGUACCCCAGAGGAAGAGGAAUACGAGGAGAAGUCGUUACCCAGAGUCAACACAGAAGAGAGCCCCAGUUCAGCACAGCAGGAUGCGGUACUGGACAGAAGCCCAGAGCCCGGGGGGCCAGCCGCCAUGCUGCAGCCUGGGGGGCCGCGCGCUAGGCGGGCGCGCCUGCAGCACUGCCCAGCCCUCAGUGCCAGCGCUGAGGAGGAGGAGGAGCGCUUUCUUGGGGAUAACCCCUCAAGCCGCCCGGCCACCCCCGAGGUCACCGAGCCCGUGUCAGGCCCGGCCCCCUGCCCCGAGUCUCUCUCUCUGCCGGAAAGUUCCCCACACCAUAAUCCCGACAGUGAAAACCAGAGGGACGAAGUGUCCCUGGAAAGCACGUGUCCCCCAGCCAGGCACCCCACUGAGGAGGUGGUCUGCGUUUCCGCAGACGUGGAGAUUCGGUUGUCUCCCUGUAUCCCUGAGGAGGACACGACACCUCCUGAGACUGACGCUGCCACCACCUCGGAGACUCCCGCUGGUCCAGAGGGGCCAGACCCAAGUGUCCAGAAGGAGGGGGAGCUGACGAUGGAAGUGCCCGGGCCCGUGCCUGUGCCGGAGCCCGAGACCGAGACCGAGGGAGCAGGGAAGGGAUCUCCCGAGGCCCCCGCCCCAAGCCCGCCGGCCCCCAAGAGCUGCUUGAAGCACAAGGCCCCGGCGGUGAGCGUGGGCCCCAGCGCGCCGCCCGCCUGCGAGUCGCCCGCGGAGGAGCCCGCUCCGCGUCCCCAGGACGGAGAGGCCGCCCCCGCCGAGCAGCCCAGGGCCGAACCCGCGGAGUCCCCACCGGGGGGUCCUGAGAGACUGGCGCCGGAGCGGAAGGUGGAGCGGGGAGGCAGCGAGCUGCGGGCCGUGAAGUUCUCGGUGUCGUCGGGCCGCGCGUGGCCGCGAUCAGGUGGCGCCCGCGUGCUGGAGCGCGGCGGCCCCGCGGGCCCCUCGGCCGGCCGCCUGCCGCUUCUGAAGAGCAGCCUGGUGUGGAGGAGCGAGGCGGCGCUCGACGACCUGCGGCCGGCCCCCGAGCCCCACGGCGGGAAACCCGCGACGGCAGGCGGCAGCGGCGCCUCUCGGGACUCGGGGGACACAGAGGCCGGGUCGGGCCGGACCCCCCGGGAUGCCCCUGGAGACCCCUGCCCGGCCGCCCGCGAGCCGCCCUCGGGCGACGACAGAGGCCCCUUCCCUGUCAAGCUGCGCUCCACCUCUCUGUCCUUCAAGCACCGGGAGGCGUCCUCUGUCGAAGUCAGAGGGGUAAAGAGAUACAGUGCUGAAAUCCGGCUAGAAAAAGGGGGGUUGGCUUUGCUCCCCAAAGACGAGAAACGUCCGGCCGCGAAGGCCCCCUCCCCUCGAGGGGCACGGUCCCCGCACGAGCCGGGAAAGGGGAAGGCCCGGCCCUCGGAGCCGCUCAGCGCCAAGCCUCCCCUGCCCAGGAAGCCGCUGCUGCACAGUCGCCCCCUACCGCACCCAGACACCGGUUCCGGCGAGCUUGCGAAGGUCGUGCCGCCCCCGGACUCCAGGCGGGACAGCCGGAUGGCCGAGACGCGGUCGACGCACAGGGCAGCUGAGAAGGGUCCUCCUCCUGAAGCUGAGGGCCAGCCUGCACCACCCUGGAUCACCAUCGCUCGGCAGAAGCGACGAGGGACCUCAGACCAGCCCCCAAACCAGGAAGACAAGCCCGGGACCCGCACCUUGAAGUCUGAAAUAGGAAAACAAGCCAAGGUACCCGAGAGAGCCCAGGAGCCCACGAAGCCAGCCGACUUCAUCCGCAGCAAGUCUUUCCUGGUGGCUCCUGCCAAGCCCUCUGGGGACCGGAGGCAGGGGACAAAGCUCUGCCUCCAGGAGGGGCUGCAAAGAGGAAUCUCGUUGUCCCAUCAGAACUUGGCAGCUCAGUCUGCAGUGAUGACGGAGAAGGAAUUGCAUCAGCUGAAGAGAGCCAGUUAUGCCAGUGCAGAUCAGCCGUCCUGGAUGGAACUUGCCAGAAAGAAAUCUCAAGCUUGGAGUGACAUGCCCCAAAUUAUAAAAUAGGCUGACAGCCUGCUGCUAAAGAAUGUCCACUUCCUUGACGGGUCAUUGAGUCAAAAACUGCCGGUAAAUCAAGGCAAACAAACUGUGAAACUGAAGAGUGAUUUUAUCAUCAAGUUAGGGGAGAGCGAACUUGGGGAAGAGGAAGGAACCAGGCCAACAAAGACAGUCACACAGCCACAAUCCUGGGCCAGAGGUGCCCUAAAACAAGAACACCAUUGAAAAGGGCCAGGAACAAGGUCCUGUGCCCAAAGGUAUGAAUGUGAGGCUUUGAGAAUCGCCUUGAUAAAGAGGGCUCGGACAGGAAGAGAGUGGCAGUGAACCAUGAAUGCCUAAGUCAGGAGCGCCUGCAAGGUCAGAGGAGAAGGUCUUUCAGGGGAAUGUGUGUCUGUGCUUCCACCUGAGAUCAACCUGUGUCUCCGGUUCUCGUCUUGCCUGUGGAUCCCGUCUUCUCCUUUCAUGUUCACUAUUAGGCAUGACAUUUUUGGUAAAACAGGGAUGCCGUUUCCAAGAGCAGCUAUAAAACCGUCUUCCUGAAGAUAGUCAUUCUACGAAGGAGUGGAAGGAACAUAGCCGGGUUCAUCAAUUCACAGACUGUUUCCAAAAAUAAUUUUUAAACUUUUCCACAAGGCAUCUGUGUCCUUAACCAUUGCACAAUGUAUUGCCUGUUCAAUAAAAGGUUUCAAACAUGC